CGAACGGAAGGGGACGUACAGGAAAGGAACAGGGCCGCGCAUACACGUCACGGGAGGAAACAAAAAACACUGGGACAUGUUUGAUUCACACAAUUAUUUAUUCACCCCUGUAUGUUCGUGAAGAUUUCGCAGUUUCAAGCGCAACUACCUCCCUUCAGGCAUCGGUGAGUGCUCUCUGUCGUCAGCCCGCAGGGGAGGGCUGACAGUGUCAUACAGCCACUGAACUUCCCGUCAAGACACGGUACAUGCGAAAAUAUCUGCUUCUGCUGCUGACAAAAAAAGGGGAACGACAUCGGGGGCUGUCAAGAGGAGAGGACACACUCCAGUCGAGGAGUCUUCUGGGCAGAGAAACGGUGCCAUUGUCCUCCAGCUGAGGCUGAACAGAGUCAGGUCUGGUGCUCUGCUAAUUAGCCUGCGUGGGUCCCUGCAGAGACCGAGCAGCUAGCUGCAGCACAGAGCACAGAGCACAGGGUGUGAGUGACUCUUUGAGCCAUAAUCGGGACAUUAAUCUGACAAACUGAUGCUAGGGUUACUGAUGGGAGCCUUUAUUAAAUAGUCAUCCCUCCCUCCCUAUACCCCCCGUCGGACCCUGGCUCGGAUUCGCCUCUCGGGCGCUGUCCUCGUCGGGGGGUGUCGAUUCACCAUAGCCCGGUCCAGCUGACUCCACGGUCCGGUCCCUCUGACCCUUGCCCUGCCUCGCCUUUCUGCCGCUCUGGCCGACCCUACCCGAGCCCAAACAUGGCAGGGAACCUGAAGAAAGGAGGGGGGCUCAUCGGAUUGAUGAAGGAUGCCUUCCAGCCCCACCAUCACCACCUCCACUCCCAUCACCAGCCCGGGGCCGUAGACAAAAAGACGGUGGAGAAAUGCUGGAAACUAAUGGACAAGGUGGUGCGCCUGUGCCAAAACCCCAAAUUGGCUCUGAAGAACAGCCCCCCUUACAUCCUGGACCUGCUGCCAGACACCUACCAGCACCUGCGCACCAUCUUGUCUCGCUACGAGGGCAAAAUGGAGACCUUGGGGGACAACGAGUACUUCCGGGUCUUCAUGGAGAACCUAACCAAGAAGACCAAGCAGACCAUCAGCUUGUUUAAGGAGGGCAAAGAACGCAUGUACGAGGAGAACUCACAGCCCAGGAGGAACCUCACCAAGCUGUCGUUGAUCUUCAGCCACAUGCUGGCGGAGCUGAAGGCCAUCUUCCCCAAUGGUCUGUUCCAGGGUGACAACUUCCGCAUCACCAAGGCCGAUGCCGCAGAGUUCUGGAGGCACGCCUUCGGGGACAAGACCAUUGUGCCUUGGAAGAUAUUUCGUCAGUCUCUCCAUGAGUUUCAUUCUAUCAGCUCAGGACUGGAGGCCAUGGCCCUCAAGUCCACCAUCGACCUCGCCUGCAACGACUACAUCUCUGUCUUUGAGUUUGACAUCUUCACAAGGCUAUUCCAGCCUUGGUCGUCCCUGCUGCGGAACUGGAACAGCUUGGCAGUUACUCACCCCGGCUACAUGGCCUUCCUCACAUACGAUGAGGUCAAAGCGCGGCUGCAGAAGUUUAUCCACAAGCAUGGCAGUUACAUAUUCCGACUGAGCUGCACCCGGCUGGGCCAGUGGGCCAUCGGUUAUGUGACCGCAGAUGGAAACAUACUCCAGACCAUUCCCCACAAUAAACCGCUCUUCCAGGCCCUGAUAGACGGCUUCAGGGAAGGAUUCUAUUUAUUCCCAGAUGGUCGGACCCAAAACCCAGAUCUGACAGGACUGUGUGAGCCUUCACCUCAAGACCACAUCAAAGUCACACAGGAGCAAUAUGAGCUGUACUGUGAGAUGGGCUCUACGUUCCAGCUGUGUAAGAUCUGUGCCGAGAACGACAAGGAUGUGAAGAUCGAGCCCUGCGGUCAUCUCAUGUGCACCUCCUGUCUCACCGCCUGGCAGGAGUCGGAGGGUCAGGGAACAGGAUGUCCCUUUUGUCGCUGUGAGAUUAAAGGUACGGAGCCCAUUGUUGUGGAUCCUUUUGACCCCAAGGACAACAGCGGGGGCUCCUGCAGGGGCAUGUUCGGGGCUGAGGGGGCUCCGUCACCCAGCUAUGACGAGGAUGACGACGACAGACUUGAAGACCCCCACCUCAUGAUGAGCAAACUCGCCUGUUCAAAGGUGGAGCGCCCCCCGUCACCCAUGUCCAUGGCUCCUCAGUCCUCUCUGCCCCCCGUGCCGCCCAGACUAGACCUCAUACCACACAGACCUCCCAACCCGCCGGGGGCCUCCAGCCCCGGGGUCACCAGUAAGGCAGCAUCUCACCACAAAGACAAGCCUCUUCCCCUGCCCCCAGCACUGAGGGAUCUCCCCCCUCCCCCCCCUCCGGACCGCCCCCACGCAGCCGGGGCGGCCCCCGAUGGACGGCUGCAGAGGCGGCCCUUGCCCUGCACUCCUGGGGACCCCCCUAGAGAUAAGCUCCCGCCCACACCCCCAAGCCGGCCCCUGGGGGACUGGAACUCCCGGCCUGUUCCCAAGGCCCCCAGUUCCUCCUCUUCCUCCUCCUCGUCCUCCUCCUCCUCCUCCUCUUCCUCAUCCAGCCAGGUGUCCAGUCUGGGAGUGGACAUUCGAGCGGGCGUCAGGGAACUCUCCAACCGACACUCCCUCCCCUUGGCGCUGCCCUCCGCUCUGGACCCCCGCUCAGAGUCGCAGAAGAACAACAGCUCCCUCAGUCUGGACCACCAGCUGAGUUUUGUGGCUCCAGCCGGUCCAGAUUACGACGGCCCCAAAGUGAAGCCCUCGGCCUCAGCCAACGCCAUCUAUUCCCUGGCAAUCAGACCCUCUCCAGCCCAGAGGCCAGUGGCAGGAGAGGAGGCCCGUGACAGUGAGGAAGAGUCGGAGUACAUGAUCCCCUCUUCUCGCCCCGUCCUGCCCCCCGUUACUGCUCCUCCUGUAGGGGAGCUCCCCCCCGUCCCCAGGCCUUCACAGCCUCCAUCAGCACUCCAGACACAAGCCUCUGCACUCACCUCACGGCUGCCAAUGGCUGGAGUGGAGGAUGGACCUCAAAUGUAUGAAGCUAUGUACGACAUCCAGGCCAGGGCCCAGCAAGCCAGAGAUUCAGACUACUCAGAGCUGCCCCCUCUGGCGCUGUCCAACGGUCCCAGAGAGCAAGCUGCGGAGGACAGGGAGGAGGAGGAGGAGGAAGAGGAGGAGGAGGAGGAGGAGAACGGGUACGACUUCCCUAAACCGCGGCUACCGAUGCCCACGACCCGACGGACCCUUUCAGAAAUCGGAGCGUCGUCUUCCUCCUCUUCAUCUUCCUCAUCAUGCUCAUCCUCCACAGCAGCCUUCAGCCGUCUUUCUCUUGAUUCGGAUGCUGGAGCUGCAGCACCCCUCUCCGAGCCGGUGGAAGCCCCAGAGAGACCUCCCAAGCCCCUGCCCCGACGAAUCAACUCUGAGCACCGGCCCAGCCCUGUCCCGCCCGUCCCUGCCCCCCCCAGCGGUGGGGCAGCAGGGGGAGAAGCCAACCCUCAGAUCAGCAUCGAGAUCGAGCUCCUCGCGAGUCAGGGGUACUCUCAACAGGACAUCCAGAAAGCACUGAUGAUUGCACAGAACAAUAUCGAAAUGGCUAGGAACAUCCUACGCGAGUUCGUCUCUAUUCCCUCCACCGCGAAUAUUCUUACAUAGCACGCUUUGUGCCUCUCUCUCUUUCUCGUGUCUUGCUCUCUCGCCCUAGCUUGGCACAGCCUGGUUGGGUAAAGGUUGCCUGCAGCACUACCUCUGUGCUGACGCCCGACAUCCCUGUGGGUUUUUAACUGGCUGUUACUCCAGAGCGCCCUGCACUCCAUGCGCUUUCAACAGUGUCCGGCCUUCUCUAAACCGCUACUGCAGGCCUCUUCAUUUCCCACGAGACAUCUACGGGGGGGUGACUGAGCGUGUGCGGAACAAUGAUGGGAUGCCGUGUGGCGCGAGACUUUUCGUAGGACGUCAGGAAGACAGAUUCGUAUCUUUCAAGUUGAAGCCUAUUGCUGAAAAUGUAACCAACACCUCACAAAUAAAACUAAAAAUGUAUGUCUAUAUGAAAAUGUAAUAUAUGAGUAAAUAUAUAUUAAAUAUGUGUAAUAUAUACAGUACGUGCAUAUACAGUAUGUAAAAAAAAAAAAAUGACUUCAGCUUUGAGGGUACAAGCGAUGUUGGUAGACGGGGACCAGGUUAUAUUUGACCGUUUUCUCAGACUGAGGAAGACGUUCAUGUGAGGAAGAGUCGGGGCGACCUCCUCACCAUGAGUUCACCCAGCAGCUUUGAAGACAUGCGGCAGAGCACUUCAUCAUGGAUUCAGUCUGUAAUGGCCUUUGAUAAACAACGUUGCUUUGGUACUUUUCUUUUUUUUUUAUAAACAUGCUUGUUUUGUCGUGUUGUAUUUUUCAAAGUAGCAUGACGAUGGUUUGGGGUCUGGACUAUGGUCUGGCAGUAUGUUUUUAUAAUGUGCGAGUUUGUGUAUGUGAGCAUGUGUCUGUGUGUGAGUGCGCCAGACUUCUCCUCUGCUCCUCAAUGAACAACAUGAAUGUGGUGUUACAGUCAGUGUACUGCUCUCACCCUAAACUGGUGUAGCUGUAGAUCCUGGCGCUGAGAUUACUAGAGGACGUGCUAAUGUUGACGACCCUGCAGUACCGACGGGCUCGUAUUGUGUGAUCCCUGGUGGCUGAAACAUUCUGUCUUUGUCUAACUUCAUUGGCUGGCGGGUCAAAGUGCUCUGUCUCCAGCUCAGUCCAGUGAGAAGGAAGAAAAAAAAAAAAAAAGGUCAUCAAGUUACUUUUGGUAAUAUAUUAUUGUUAUAUGAUCAUAAAUAUUGUUAUUAUAAUUCAUUCAGAAGUGCUUCACUGCUGCUACUAUUGUUAGUGCUAAACAAUUAAGCCUUAAAUGUACAUUUGUGAAUAUUGUGUUUAACCGUCAUUCUGUUUCUUUAGAGUGACAGUAUCCCCAUGUUUCUCUGGUCCGUAAUGUAGCAUACUUGAAAGUACAAGCAGCCUGUGAGCCUGCAAGUGGUCAAAUCUUCAGUGUUUUAAACCCUCUUUUUUUUCAAAAUGAUUUAUGAUUCUCUACAAGGAGACUCUGCUACAGAAACCAGACAUUUUGUAACAGACUCAGGCUUCUAUCACAUCAAUUUCUCUUCUCGGUGGGAGUUUCUGAAUCUCUGUUUUUGUUUGUUUUUGAAAGUAGGCUCAUGGGUUUGCUGGCUCACCCCCAAGUCUACAUUAAGUCAGUAUUCGGGCCAUCUGUGAGAGCUAACUCAGGAAUAAUGUUUAUCCCACCUGGCGUUCACUGUCACCCCCCACCCCCCCCCCCCCCCCCCCCCCCCCCCCCGGAGACUCAGAGUCGCAGACAGCCGCUCACCUGCCGACAUGUAGCCACAAGUAUCCGCUCCAUGAAGUCACACAAGUAGCCUAAUACUCUUCUUCUUUUGUUACACUAUAACUUGCACAUUUGUUGUAUUAUUUUCAAUAUUGGCAGGACUAGAAACAGCAGCUUUGUUUCCAGGUACUAUGAAUGAACAAGAUACACCAAUGCAAGGAGCUUUUAGGUACAUGAACCUCUGCCAUCAUGAAGAAGACUGUCAGCCCUUGCUUUUUCUGGGUAAUGCUGUCUGUUGACUGGAAGCCAUCUUUCUCUCUGGCUCUCCUCUAGUUCUUUUGUUUUUGUUCCUAGUUGCCUUGAGAAACUUCUUGAAUGAUGGGUAAUGGACGGGGAGGUCCCCAACCCUCGAGACUGUACCAAUGUUUUGUAGAUGCUUUGAAGAGGUCAUUGUUGUUAUGUAUUAUUUACCUUUUUUUUUCUUUCGCACAUUAUACCAAUUUGUGCUUUGAUACUGUCACUCUAAAGAAAAAGCUUAUUGUAUAAAGUUAGUGAUAUGAAAAGAAAGAAAUUGCUGUUUUUAUUUCAUUUUGCAUUCCUGUAAAUGUAUUUUGUUCCAAAGGUUUUGUUUACUUCUGUGAAUAAUUCUGUGAGCAGUGCCAUAUGUUCAGAGAUCCUCAUCAUGGUGAGAGUCCGUUUUUGAAGAGAAUGUGUUGAUAUUGAUCUUUACCUGUUGAUCUCAGAAGGUUGUGCAGUAUUGCUUGUAUUAUGUCUUUGCCUUGUCAGCCGCAUCAGGCCUCAUCUAUGAGCACACGUAUGAGCAUCUGAGAAAAAUCUCGUUUGUCUUUCCAACCUGAAAGAUAAAGCAGGUCCAGGAUCAGUACUCAGCCUCCGAUGCUCGAUGCGUUCCAGCCCCUGACCCUCGAGCCUGUAUUGGGGUACUUCAUCUCUCUGCCAUCAGAGGGAGCCGUUGUUCCAUGUAGCCUGUCGCUUCUCAUCAGUAAAAGGCAUUCAUUAACUUGUUGAUGAUUUUUAAAGCUCAUAUCAUUUUGGAAGUAUGCACAGUGCUGUUAAUAAAAUUAUAAGCGAAAGCUA
Messenger RNA from Gymnodraco acuticeps, 6402 nucleotides. It is a transcript of the gene cbl, whose product is annotated as Cbl proto-oncogene, E3 ubiquitin protein ligase. Gene Ontology annotation, cellular component: plasma membrane; membrane raft. The record is from RefSeq and is a predicted model, not a curated record. The transcript is spliced from 16 exons. Gene Ontology annotation, biological process: cell surface receptor signaling pathway; negative regulation of epidermal growth factor-activated receptor activity. NCBI's taxonomy places the organism in Eukaryota, Metazoa, Chordata, Actinopteri, Perciformes, Bathydraconidae. Bases 739 to 3642 code for a protein of 967 amino acids. Gene Ontology annotation, molecular function: phosphotyrosine residue binding; SH3 domain binding; ubiquitin protein ligase activity.